AUGGAAACAACAGUUAAAGGACUCUAUCUUAUCAAGGACAUUCUCACCCCAGAAGAAGCUUCAAGUCUUGUCGAAAACUUGGAGAAACAGCUCUGGUUUCUUAACAGAUCGAAAAAGAGAAGAAUUCAAAUUUAUGGACCAAAACAUGACAAGAAGUACAAUAUCAUUCCUGAUGAAAUUACACCACUUCCUCAAUUUUUGAAAGAUUUAUGUACCACAAUUCUCGAAAGAACUGCCACACAUGUUCCAAAAAUUGAUCUAUCUCAAUAUGAAUCUUAUUUAGGAGAUGACAAGUUUACUGAAAUAUUUGUGAACGAAUACAAGCCAGAUGAUUCUCUGGACCAACACUUUGACCACCGUAAAACUUACAAGGAAAUCAUUUUUGGACUUUCACUUGAAUGUGAUUCAACAUUUACCUUUACAAAAAAGGAUAUAAAACAUCAAGUUAAAUUACCAGCUCGUUCCUUAUAUCUGAUGACUGGAUCUUCCAGAAAAUCAUUUAAACAUGGAAUUGAACCUAACCUAUUGGAGGGAGAUCGAAGAAUUUCACUCACCUUUAGAACUGUCAAUUAUCCAAGCGAAUCCUCAUCAAUUAAUGAAAAGAAAAAUUCCUCAACAACCAAAAAGAGAGGUAAUUCCAGCUGUAGUUCAAAGAAUGAAAAUGUGAAAAAGAAAAAGUAA
Molecule: messenger RNA, 681 nt
Organism: Naegleria gruberi
Lineage: Eukaryota; Heterolobosea; Eutetramitea; Acrasida; Naegleriidae
Exons: 1
Coding region: 1-681 (226 amino acids)
Biological process (GO): oxidative demethylation
Molecular function (GO): demethylase activity; oxidoreductase activity
Source: RefSeq, a predicted model, not a curated record